AAUGAUAAAAUGGUACAUUUGAAGGAUUAGUCCAAUUGUUAUCCUAAUUUUGCCACUUGAACCUUCGGUAUAAAAACGCGAAACGACAAUCGUUCCUCACUUUUGGUUGAACCAUGUUCAAACUCGUAUUGGUUUCAGCGCUUUUUGCUCUUGUAGCAGCGAGGCCCAACCGCCCGGGACUUCCUCAUUUAGAUGGAAGAAUUGUAGGUGGAUUCGAUGUCACCAUUGAACAAGUCCCCUAUCAAGUUUCCCUAAUGGUUCGCCCCGAUAGCCCCUAUCACAUUUGCGGCGGAUCAAUCAUUGCCCACGAUCUAAUUUUGACAGCAGCGCAUUGCACCACCAGGUAUCAACCUUCAGAGAUGAGAAUUCGCUACGGCAACACCAUCAAGAACGAAGGAGGCACCAUAAUGGAAGUGUUGUUCAAGAAAGAUCACCAUCUGUACAACCCAAACACAAUGGACUACGACAUAUCGGUUUUAGUUCUCAGUGGUCGAAUUCAAUUUUCCGCAAGUGCCCAAAUUAUCCCACUAGUUGCCAGCGGUUCUGGAGAAGGAGGUCGUGCCGCCAUGGUAUCAGGAUGGGGCAGGCUUUCAUCCGGUGGCGCAUCGCCCACCAAAUUACAGGCCGUUUAUGUGCGUGAGGUUGAUAGAAAGAAAUGCAACGAAGACUACAGUGGCCCAAUUACCGAGAGAAUGAUUUGCUUCAUGGACACAUACAAAGAUUCGUGUCAGGGUGAUUCCGGUGGCCCACUCGUAUCCAGUGGUGUCCAAAUUGGUGUUGUGUCAUGGGGAUGGGGAUGUGCCGAUCCAAGGUACCCAGGUGUUUAUUCUAAUGUUGCUGUACUUAGAGAUUUCAUUGGUUGGUAAACAAUAUCUGUUUCAAUGAAUCUUUCUGGAAAAAAAUGUGUGCAAAUAUAGUAACUAAGUUUCGUUGCAA
Molecule: messenger RNA, 936 nt
Organism: Photinus pyralis (common eastern firefly)
Lineage: Eukaryota; Metazoa; Arthropoda; Insecta; Coleoptera; Lampyridae
Product: trypsin alpha-3-like
Exons: 4
Coding region: 114-866 (250 amino acids)
Biological process (GO): proteolysis
Molecular function (GO): serine-type endopeptidase activity
Source: RefSeq, a predicted model, not a curated record